ACUCUUAAGGUAGCUUUCGUACAUCCCGAUCUUGGUAUCGGUGGGGCAGAGCGUCUCGUGGUUGAUGCUGCUACUGGUUUAAAAUCAAAAGGUCACAAAGUAGUUAUUUAUACUUCUCAUCAUGAUCGUGAACAUUGUUUUGAAGAAACUAAAGAUGGUUCACUUGAAGUUAGAGUACGUGGAAACAGUAUUAUUCCAC
This is a messenger RNA of Dentiscutata heterogama, 199 nucleotides long. The record is from the annotation of a GenBank genome assembly. NCBI's taxonomy places the organism in Eukaryota, Fungi, Glomeromycota, Glomeromycetes, Diversisporales, Gigasporaceae.